AUGCCUGAAAUUGAUGAUUCUAGCAGAGAUAGCGAGAGUGAAACAGCUGGGGAUGAAGAAAACAAUGAUGAAAGGACAGGAUGUGGUCCAUUCCAGACAUUUGUAAUGCCAAAAAGGAGAAAUAUGAAAUUCUUGAAAAAUGAUAGUAAGCGAGUUAGGGUUGGUUGUUUGGGUGCACAAAAUAAAUGUCAAUGGUCUGCAUAUUGUUCCUAUGUUCGUAGCCGUAAGAUUUGGCAAUUGAGGAAACUACUUGAUGUUCAUCCUUGUAGCAGGGAGUUCAAGAUUAAUAUCAUUAAAGCAAAGUGGCUUAGUGAAACCUUGGACCAAACUCUAAUAGAGAAUCCAAAGCUAAAGAUAAAUGACGUAAGACAAAGGGCUUUAAGAAAAUGGAAUACACAUGUGUCAAUAUCAACAGCUCGUAAAGCAAGGGCAAUGGCUGCAGAUAUAGUAGAUGGGUCAUUUAAAGAGCAAUAUAAAAGAAUUUACGACUAUGCACAUGAAUUACUAAAAUGUAAUCCUGGAUCAACUAUAAAAAUCAAAGUGGAAAAUGAUAAUGAUGAAGCAAUUUUUCAGAGGUUUUACUCCUGUUUAAAAGCAUGUAAAGAUUCCUUUGUCUUCUGUAGACCCAUCAUAGGUUUGGAUGGUUGUUUUUUAAAAGGAAAAUACGGAGGUGAGUUGUUGAGUGUUGUGGGUAGAGAUGCUAAUGAUCAGUUACUGCCCUUAGCGACAAUGACCUUUAUGUCUGACCAACAAAAAGGAUUAGUGCUUGCCAUUCAGGACCUAUUACCCACUGCUGAGCACAGGUUUUGCAUGAGGCAUCUGUAUGCAAAUUUCAGAAAAAGAUUCUCUGGCCAAAAAUUAAAGAUACUCAUGUGGAAGGCUGCUAGGAGCACACACCCAACAGUUUGGGAAAGAGUGAUGUUAACAAUUAAAGAGUUAAAUAUUGAUGCUUACAGAUACCUUAUUGUUAUACCUUCAAGGUUCUGGUCCAAGUCUAGAUUUAGUGGUCGAGCCAUAUGCGACACAAUUGUCAACAAUAUGAGUGAAGCUUUUAAUAGUGUCUUAGUGGAUGCAAGAGGCAAACCCAUAAUCACCAUGCUCGAGGAAAUCAGAGUUUAUUUAAUGGAAAGCUGGUCAGGAGAAAAGAUAUUUGAAGUGAGACACAUAUCCAUGGUUGGAGAUAAGUACAUAGUGAAUGUGGAUGCUCAACAUUGCAGCUGUAGGAAAUGGCUUCUGACUGUUAUCCCUUGCUGCCAUGCUAUUGCAGUAAUGAAUUUCAUCAAUGUCAAUGCUGAGGACUUCAUACCAAUCUGUUUCAGGAGAUCCACCUAUGAAGAAAUAUAUCAAUCCAUCAUAUGUCCAGUCAAUGGUGAAGUUUUAUGGGAAAGAACUCCCUACCCUGACGUCCAUCCACCACAUAAGAGAAUCUUACCAGGAAGACCCAAGAAAAAAAGAAGUUUCACUUCUGCCAAACAUUGA
Vigna unguiculata (cowpea) is the source of this 1479-nucleotide messenger RNA. RefSeq lists its product as uncharacterized. Gene Ontology annotation, molecular function: zinc ion binding. The record is from RefSeq and is a predicted model, not a curated record. NCBI's taxonomy places the organism in Eukaryota, Viridiplantae, Streptophyta, Magnoliopsida, Fabales, Fabaceae.